UGGAUGAGUUCAGAUUAUUGUCGUCUGUCGUCUGUCUCAUAUCUAUUGUUCAAUAUUUCGUGUGUGUGAUAUAAGUUUCAAUAAAAGAUAACUAAGAAAUACCGUGAUCACUCCAGGAUAUAAAAUGUCUAAAAACCAUAAGAUAAAUUGCGUAACUGAAAUCGAUACAAAAUCCUUCGAGUUUACAUGGGUAAUAAAAAAUUAUUUGGUAGUUUUUGGAUACGAAGAAAUCAUAGGGUCACCUGAAGUAAAUGUUGGCAUGGAUGAUCAAAUAAAAUUAGAAUUAAAUAUCUUGAAAGGAUCCAACGAAGUUAAGUUAAAUCAAUAUCUAACUGGUGUAAAAGACAAGAAGGUUUAUGGAGAAGAGGUUUUUGCAAUGAAUGAAAAAGAUAUGAAUGAACUCAUUUCAUCUGAAGGUACUGUAACUAUUCACUACGAAUUAACAUGUGGCACAGGACCGACAAAUCACAUCCUAAGCGAUGAAUCCGUCGAUACGAAUGAGGUACCAAAGCUAAAAUUCGACUGGAUAUUUCUCGAUGAAAAUUUAGCUGAUAUCAAGUUACGAACUGCAUCGACAAAGGAAAUUCCGGCACAUAGACUCAUGCUCGCGGCGGCCAGUCCAGUAUUCAAAGCCAUGUUUAGCCAUGACAUGUUGGAAAAUAAAAGCCAAUCAGUUGAUAUCAAUGACAUUAGUUAUGAAGCUGCACUUGAGAUGCUACGAUACAUUUACACAGGUGUCGUCAAUAUUCAAGAAUUCUCUUUGUCUGCCGAAGUUUUAGCGGCGGCCGAAAAGUAUCAACUUGGAGGACUGAAAGAUGAGUGCGAGAAAAUAUUGAUAUCAACUUUAUCCGCAGAAAAUGCGAUCGAGGCUAUCAUGAUAGCGAAUAAAUACAACAUGAGUCGCUUGAAGAAAAAAUCAGUUGAAUAUGUAAAAAUUAAUAUCAGCGAAUGUCCCAACUUUGAUGAAGCAGGUGAUGUGAUUCUUAGUAUGACACAAUUUCUUUCCAAGUGAUUUUCGGGACAUUGAGUUUCAAUUAAACUGUAUUAUUAUGUUAUCGUUUGAAUUCGUUUUAAUUUAAAAAUAUAAUAUACUAUUUUUGUACUU
Messenger RNA from Trichogramma pretiosum, 1105 nucleotides. RefSeq names its product speckle-type POZ protein-like. Gene Ontology annotation, molecular function: ubiquitin protein ligase binding. The record is from RefSeq and is a predicted model, not a curated record. Gene Ontology annotation, cellular component: nucleus; cytoplasm. Bases 125 to 1012 code for a protein of 295 amino acids. NCBI's taxonomy places the organism in Eukaryota, Metazoa, Arthropoda, Insecta, Hymenoptera, Trichogrammatidae. The transcript is spliced from 2 exons. Gene Ontology annotation, biological process: regulation of proteolysis; proteasome-mediated ubiquitin-dependent protein catabolic process.